AUGAAUACCAGUUCCCUCCAUAGGCCGUUCUUAUCUCCAUGGAGAGCUCUUGGUGCUCCCCCAUCGAUUUAUUCCAGAAAAUAUGCUCUUUCGAGGUUCCCUGAUCGUAAACCUGGCGUCGGACGGUUCUCCUCUAAGAGAGGAUUCAAACAGGAAAGUGAUCCAUCUACAGGGGAGACUUCGCUAUGGAAGGAGAGUCAAAGGCGACCUGUGGGUCAUUCUGAAGAAGGCAUCAAGAGGCUUCUACUGGGAAACAAUACCCUAACCGUGACCAGGCAACUCGAAAUGCUGAACAUAUUCAUCGGUUUCGAACAAGCGAAUAAAUAUACGAUAUCAAAUGAGAGUGGGGAGCCGUUGGGCUUCAUCGCAGAGGAGCCCCGUGGCUUUCUAUCUACAUUCUCUCGCCAAAUAUUCCGCACUCACCGACCAUUCCGUGCCAUCAUCAUGGAUCAUGAUGGCACACCUAUACUUUGGAUUCGACGGCCUUUCGACUGGAUCAACUCUCGCAUGUUUGUUUCGCGCCUGAAAGACUUGCACGAGUAUACAGUUGACAAGGAGCCUGUUCUCGACACGUUCGCCGAGGUGCAACAGCGUUGGCAUCUCUGGCGUAGGCGUUAUGACCUCUUUCUGAGAGAUACUCCUCAUCGUAUCUUAUCAGCCGUUGACGAGCCUCAACCAGAACCGGAAUUAGAUACAGAACAUUUUAGUCAAUUUUCUCGGAUAGACGAGGGUUUAUGGGCAUGGCACUUUAAUCUCCGAGAUGAACGUGGCCAGGAAAUUGCUACUAUCAAUCGUGCAUUCCGUGGAUUUGGGCGCGAGAUAUUCACAGACACAGGUCAAUAUUCUAUCGACUUCGCACCGAGGCCGGCGACCACGGAGACUUCUGUCCUUCGCACACUCAAUCUUGAAGAACGUGCUGUGAUCCUAGCGAUGGCAGUCAACGUGGAUUUCGACUAUUUCUCCAGACAUUCGGAGGGAGGGCAUGGGAUGGGACUCCCCUUCUUUUUCGGAGGAGGGGAAUGAGGCUGUCUACAUCUACGAUUCAACGUGUAUCCCCGCGUAAGGUCUGAGAUGCAACUCCAGACUAUGAUAUAGAUCCUUUAUCUAGUGACAAUAUGAAGCGUAUGAUGAUACAUAUCUAUAGCCAUACAAAAAUCAUAAAUAAGCUUAUACGAUCUC
Heterobasidion irregulare TC 32-1 is the source of this 1179-nucleotide messenger RNA. RefSeq lists its product as uncharacterized. Gene Ontology annotation, molecular function: phospholipid scramblase activity. The record is from RefSeq and is a predicted model, not a curated record. The coding region runs from base 1 to 1023 and encodes 340 amino acids. Gene Ontology annotation, cellular component: plasma membrane. The transcript has 11 exons. Gene Ontology annotation, biological process: plasma membrane phospholipid scrambling. Lineage: Eukaryota; Fungi; Basidiomycota; Agaricomycetes; Russulales; Bondarzewiaceae.